AUGAGCAAUUGGUCGGCACAAGGCUAUAUGAAAGCCGUCCAGUGGGAAGGAAAACUCGGCCAAAUGAGCACAAACAUCGUCCCUGUCCCCAAGAUCACCAAACCUGAAGAUGCGAUUGUCCGUAUCACCUCGUCGGCAAUCUGUGGGACUGACCUUCACAUCUACCACGGUCUAGUUGGCACUAAAAAUAUUCCCUGGGGCGUGGGCCAUGAGGCCGUGGGCAUCGUUGAGGAAGUUGGACCUGCAGUCGACUUUUUCAAGCGCGGUGACCGUGUCUUGAUCUUGUGCAUGGCCGAGGAUGGAAACUUUCUCCCCAAACCUUCCAUGUCCUUUGUAUCGUCAGAGGGACCUGUUGCAUUUGGUCUCGGUCUGGAAAUGGGUUCAGAUAAGGGCCUUCAGACCGAAUAUGCCUGCAUUCCAUGGGCUGAUUCCUCUCUUGUCAAGAUACCCUGCUCAUUGGAUGACAGAGAGUGGCUGCCCCUUACCGAUGCCUUCCCUACAGGAUGGAGCGCUCUCUCCCGGUCAGGUUUUGAAGCUGGGGAUACGGUGGCUGUCUUCGGCGCCGGUGGAAUCGGUCUCAUGUGUGCUUACAGCGCCAUCCUUCGAGGCGCUUCCUUGGUGUAUGUGAUUGACCAUGUACCCUCGCGCCUUGCCAAGGCAGCCUCAAUCGGUGCCAUGCCAAUAAACUUUACUCGCGGCGGUAAAGCAUCAGAGCAGAUUCUCGCCUUGCGUCCUCAAGGCGUCAAGCGCACUGUGGACUGUGUUGGUGAAACAUGCGUCAACGAAGAUCUCCAGCUGCAGCAAGAUUACAUCCUACGUGAAGCCACUGCUAUAACUACACUCAACGGGGGCAUAGGAAUCGCGGGCGCCUACAUGCUUUCUCUCGUUAAUGGCGGCGAGGGAACAGAGGCAUCUAAAAAGCUUGGGAUUAAGCCGGAGAUCAGUUUUCCCAUUGAGCAGGCCUGGUUUAAGAGCCUCCGCAUCCAGGGUGGAAUGUUGGAUCUCAAGAACUCGGUCCCUGCUCUAGUAGAGCUCGUCAAGAACGGAGCGGCGCGCCCUGGAUUCAUCUUUUCUAAUGAAUACAGCCUUGAAGACGCCCCUCUUGCUUACCAGCGCUUCGAACAGAGGGAAGAAAGCAAGGUUUUAUUGAAAGGAAAACGGAAGUAA
Molecule: messenger RNA, 1167 nt
Organism: Clonostachys byssicola
Lineage: Eukaryota; Fungi; Ascomycota; Sordariomycetes; Hypocreales; Bionectriaceae
Source: the annotation of a GenBank genome assembly